AUGGAGGAUUUGAUACAAGCGAUUGGCAACCCAGGCAGAUUUCAAAGCUUUAUUUUCGUAUUGAUAAGCUUCAACUUUAUGAUAAUGUUAUCAACACAUUUUUCUAUGAUAUUUUACGGCGCAAAGACAAAACAUCAUUGUAAGCUUGAUAUUGGUCAAAAUCUAAGCGACUUCAUACCGCUCGCCGCUAAAAAUAAAGAUGAAGAAUUAGACAGUUGUCAUAUGUUUGAGGCUAGAAAUAGCACGAACAGAAUACCUUGUAAAAAUGGCUGGAGUUACAUUAUGAAAGAAAAUGAGCGAACAAUUAUCUCUGAGUUUGAUCUAGUGUGUGAUGACUCAUACAAAGUGGACUUAUCGACAACAAUUUACUUCACUGGCGUUACGUUGGGUGGCCUCAUCUUUGGUGUUAUUGCCGACAAGUUUGGCAGAAAACCUGUCAUAGCUUCCACUUUGCUUGCUGCAGGUAUCAUCAACAUGGCCAUUUUCAUCCUUAGAAACUACAUUGCUUUUGCUGUCUUCAGAUUUUUUCUUGGUUUGACUAUGCAGGGUCUUCAGAGCUCCGGUGUUGUCCUUGCAAUGGAACUGUUUCCAACAAAUUAUCGCAGCUAUAUCGGUGCUUUGUGUGGCGUAACUGGAAACAUUGGUGCGUUGUGUUUUGGACUUCUUGUAUACCUUGUCAAAGAUUGGAGAUACGUACAAUUGGCUUUGUCUAUUGCCUCGUUUGUACAGAUAUUUUCUUUAUGGUUUAUACCUGAGUCAAUUCGUUGGUACAUGUUGCAUGGUCAUUUUGAGAAGGCUGAAAAGGUUGUCCGUCGAAUAACUCAAGCAAAUAAACUAGACUUUCCAGAAGAGACGUUUGAAAAAGUAAAAGAUCAAUCACAGUUGGCGUUAAGUGAUGUAAAGACAAAAAACAUUGGCAGCAUUUUUGAUGUUUAUCGAGAACCAUCAUUGCGAAAGUUAUCUAUAAUUUUAACAAUCGUAUGGAUGAGUAUAUCAAUUACAUUUUUUGGAUUAUCAUUGAAUAUAUCGUUCUUGUUUGGUAACAAAUAUUUAAACUAUAUUAUUGGUCAAAUCAUCGACUGCGCAGUAAUUUCAUCUCUUUUGUGGACUCUACCAAGAUUUGGACGACGAAAACUAUUGCUUUUAAUGUUACCUAUGUCCACUACCGCUUUAGCGACAUGUGCAGUGAUCGCGGGCUUAAAUGCAGAUUCAAGAAUCGUAGAUAUGAUUCGAACUAUAGCAGCACUUGGAGGAAAAUGUCUUUCAUCCACUUGCAUUGUUAUUAUGAUACUUUACACGGCAGAACUUUAUCCAACAAUUCUCAGGAAUAUUGGUUUUGGUGUUGCUAUGUUUUGGUGUCGUCUUGGUGCAAUGGCUGCCCCGCAGUUAUUCUUUCUUGGUAUGAAGACAUCAAUUGUGGUGCCUUACAUCAUAGCAGGCACGUUACUCCUUGUCAGCGGUAUCCUAGUCUUUUUUCUCCCAGAAACUCACAAACAAGUUUUAACGGAGCGGCUGGGACACAAGAGAAACCACGAAACCAACGACAAACCUUCAUGCACGGAGAUCGACGAUCCUCUACUCGAGUCAAGACUAUGAAAUUAUUUCAAAAUAUUUAUGAGGACAUAUGGAGUUAUGGGUAAAUUAUUAAUCUCUAUACACCGUGGAGCAGCUACGAUAACAGGAAUAACAUUAUGUAGCUAAUGUACAGGAAAAAGAAAGUAUGUUGGUGUAGGCUUGUGAAUUUGGAUCAGCUACUAUUUUGAUAUCUAUUUCUCUGCAGUCUUUAAAAAAUUCACUCGUGUAUGUGUAUUUGUAAUUGCAAGAGAAACUUUACUAAAAAACGAUUAACUAUACUGAAAAAACAAAGAGAAUGAUUUUUUUAUCAAGCUACUAUUAAUUUUCAACCAAUUUUUAAAUGAUAUUAUUCGGUAUUUUGACCAAUUUUAAAUGGGUUGAAAACUUUUGAAUAAAUUUCUAUUUGCAGCAUAAUGUUUGCUUAAAAAUAACCAAUUUAAUAUUGGUCUCUUAUCACUUUACAUUUAAUAUCUUACCAAGAAACACUUACGAAUGAAUUUUUUUGAGCGUUACGCCUUUUAUCUUUAAACAUUUCAUUAUUAAAAGAGACGUGUUUUAAAUGACAAAUUGACAAAUUGUCAUUUACAAACAUUGACAAAUUGUCAUUUACAAAUUGACAACUGUCAUUUACAAACAUUGACAAAUUGUCAUUUACAAAUUGUCAAUUGACAACUGUCAUUUACAAACAUUGACAAAUUGUUAGCAUCUUUAAAUGUAACGUAUUGAAUUAAAAUUACAGUAGGAGAAACUCUGCUAACA
Molecule: messenger RNA, 2334 nt
Organism: Xenia sp. Carnegie-2017
Lineage: Eukaryota; Metazoa; Cnidaria; Anthozoa; Malacalcyonacea; Xeniidae
Product: solute carrier family 22 member 8-like
Exons: 9
Coding region: 1-1596 (531 amino acids)
Biological process (GO): transmembrane transport
Cellular component (GO): membrane
Molecular function (GO): transmembrane transporter activity
Source: RefSeq, a predicted model, not a curated record